AUGUACGGCAUAACGCUGACAAAGUGCAAAAUAUAUUUCAACAAUAUAUACUCGACGGUGUCGCUGGAGGAGAAGCUGGGGGGCGGGACCUACGGAGAUGUGUACAAAGGGAAGGUUAUAAAGUACAAUAACAGCAACAACAACGACCUCUACCAAAAUACAAAUUACCUGCCAUACGACUACUACACGGACGAGUUCGUCUUCUUCAGAAAAAACAUUUACGCGAUAAAAUUUUUUCGUGACGAUUUGAAAACGAUAAAUGAAGAAGGGAUUAGUUGCACAACCUUGAGGGAAUUGAGUUGUUUAAAAAAUAUUGGAAGGCACCCAAACAUCUUAAGACUCAUAGACGUUACAAUUGACAGGCAAAAAUGCAUCAGUGAGUAUAUUAAUCGGCAGAUUCUACAACACCAUGCUUCUAAUUUUCAGCACUCUAAAAAAUUGGAUAUGACUCCUUUGGCUGCGGACCAAAAAUUUAUUUUUGCUGCGUAUGAGUACUGUGAUGCGGGAGAUUUGAAGAGGCUCAUUCAGAAAACGAAAAUCACUGAUGACCAGGCGGGCCUAAGUUUGAAGGAAGCCAAGUGGUUAUCCUUUCAACUGUUAAAUGGACUUGCUUAUCUACACAAUAAUAAAAUGUGCCACAGAGAUUUGAAACCUGAAAAUGUCAUGUUGCAGCAAACAGCUAAUCGUAAAUUUUUGCUUAAGAUUGGGGACUUGGGGUUGUGCAGGGAGUUAAAAAAUGAUGGAGACAUGACUCCCACUGUGUGUACCAUUUAUUACCGUCCUCUGGAAGUGUUACUUUCUAAGUUUGAGAUGGCUAAGGGGAAAAAGGGGCGCGCCAAGGGAAAGGGAAAGGUCAAACCACCAACAAAUGGCUUGUCCACAUAUGCCAAUUUGUCUCAUGCGAAUCAUCCCAAUGCAAGUGCUCUUCAUUCCAGCGCUCCGUACCCUUCUCGCGCCCCCUCCACUAGAGGUAUCGACAGCAGCGGUAACAGUAGAACCCACGCGGCGAGCGCUGCGUGCACGACGGACAGGGGCACGGGCGGUGGAAACAAAAGUGGUCACGCACACGCCCAUGCAAACGAUAUGAGGGGUAAGGGGGAUAAGACGGAUAAGAAUAAGAAGAAGAUUAGGCAGCGGGAAAAAGUAGCGGAAGGGGAUAAAGGCACACAGAGAAAGAGGGAGAGGGCACGUCUCAGGGGAAUUGAAGAAGACGACUACUACAACAACAAAGAUUUUCAAUACGGACUGAAUGUUGACAUUUGGUCAGCAGCCUGCAUCAUCUGCGAACUCAUUAUAGGCAGACCAUUAUUCAGAGGCGUGACAGAAUUUGAUCUGAUCAUACGAAUUGUGAAUUCAUUGGGCAAGCCAAACAAUGAAGAGUUAGAAUUUUUUAGUGACUCUCGAUUUUAUCCUCUUAAAGAAGAUUUCUUCAAUGUUAAUAUAAAAAACAAAAAGGAUGCAUUGAAUGUUAUCACCAAUGGUAGGAUAGAUGAGUUGGGUAUAGACCUCCUUGUAAAAAUGUUAAAGUAUAACCCAAAUGAUAGAAUCACAGCAGCAGACGCGCUUUCACACCCAUGGUUUUCAGACAUACGUUUUGAUAACCUCGAUGGAAUAGGAGUGUAUAAUUGGUAUGUACAUUGCUUAAAAUAUUAUAUUGGAAUAAAAACAUUUCGAGAAAUUGAACAGAAGAAAAAGAAUCUUCUAACCACCACCAUGAUAUCUCACUUUUUAUGUAAGUCCAAUGAUAGGCAUGGAAAAAUAAUUUUUAAGCUUAUAAAUGACACCUUUAAAAAUUUGGGGGGAUAUAAAAAAAGUGGCAGAAGAUCUUUUGCUAUUUUUUCUGACCAGUACGCCAAGGACGAUAAAAAUGCCAAUGGCUUUAUUAAGCGAGCUAGUAUUAAGGUGCUAAAUGAUAUGAAGGAAAAGAAUGUCAUUGAGGCCAAGGAAGAAAUGUCCUUUUAUGACGAUAGCACCAAUUAUGUCACUCCUCCUCCUACAUGCUCUAAGAGAAGGAAAUUCAACCGAUCUAGCUACCAUGCUGUCAACCCUGAGACAUCUUACGAGUUGGCCACAUCCAUGCGCGUCAAGCGGAACCUCUCCAUUCCAGACUUUUCCUCCCCUGAUAGGAAGAAGCACCGACGCAAGGACCACUUCAAGUCCGCCACCACCACCAACAGGGCCGCCGCGCACCCGCUGCCCACCUUCCACGGAUUCACCUAG
This is a messenger RNA of Plasmodium fragile, 2220 nucleotides long. Its product is annotated as CMGC protein kinase. Gene Ontology annotation, molecular function: ATP binding; cyclin-dependent protein serine/threonine kinase activity. Gene Ontology annotation, biological process: protein phosphorylation. Lineage: Eukaryota; Apicomplexa; Aconoidasida; Haemosporida; Plasmodiidae. The record is from RefSeq and is a predicted model, not a curated record. Bases 1 to 2220 code for a protein of 739 amino acids. Gene Ontology annotation, cellular component: nucleus; cytoplasm. The transcript has a single exon.